GCCUCCAGGAAGAUGAGUCCGUCCUUUCGGAACUAUCACCACGUGUUCGUUCUACAAUAUUCGGAGCCACGGAUUAUUUUCUUACCUCUGCGAGGGCGCCUAAUGCUCCAUUGGGAUCAACUUCACGUCGAACAGCACGCACAGAAACAACAGAUGUUUCGCAUAGAGAUCCGUCGAUUCAGGGCGACUUUAGAUUUGUUAGGACUGGAGCUCUGUAUUCGGAAGAUGCCCGUGCUGGACAAUCGAUCAACCGUGUUCAUCACGCCCAAUCGAUUUUAAACCACUUAAAGCCCGACAUUGAUACAGACUUGAUGGGUAUCAUCCAAGAAGAUAUGCCAGGUAAAUCACUUGAAGAUCUGCCGGAAGAGCUUGCGGAAGAGCUGUUGGAAGAGCAUGUAACUCUGGAAGUGAGAUUAUUACGUGCACAAAUGGCUUUGCCUCGAAUUUCAGAGCCAUACUGCAUACCCCAAGACAACUUCGAUCGCGUUGUCAAUGUUGAUACCAUUCUUGCCGAGCUUCAAAGAUGCGGGGUGACCCUCGCAGAAACAGAGCUUCACGAGAAAACAGUCGAGAUUUUCAAAUAUGCAAGAAAGCUAUUCGCUGCUUUGGUCUGUGAAGGCUUCGGAGAAUGCAUUCUGGACUUCUUGGAAGAAGGGUUGUGCGAUGAGGAUAUGCCGUUUGUGAGACUUGAGUUGGGUGGCUGGGAUCACCGUAGUCGUGGAGCGCCGUUCCCCAUACUUGAAAGUCGACGAUACAAAGGGAAGGCUCUGAAAUGUGUGGCAACGGGUAAGUGGACAAGAUACCAUUUAGCAAAUUUCAGCAGCCAACAGUGGUGGGUACUUGCACCUGAAGAACAAGAAAAAGCACGAGCAGAGGAACGUCAGAGAUGGGAGGAAUGAAGCUCAACAUUCAGCUACAGAAUCAAAGCAACACCAUGAGCGCCACUCAAUCACCCCCAGUGAAUCGAGCACAUUCGGCCCCUUGACCGCGUAUCGAAGGCAUGAUGGUUUCCGACUACUGCAUACGAGAUGCAGACUCGAAAGAAAAAAAAACCC
Messenger RNA from Mollisia scopiformis, 1055 nucleotides. RefSeq lists its product as uncharacterized. The coding region runs from base 312 to 899 and encodes 195 amino acids. The transcript is spliced from 2 exons. NCBI's taxonomy places the organism in Eukaryota, Fungi, Ascomycota, Leotiomycetes, Helotiales, Mollisiaceae. The record is from RefSeq and is a predicted model, not a curated record.